Messenger RNA from Solenopsis invicta (red fire ant), 1498 nucleotides. Its product is annotated as carbonic anhydrase 1. Lineage: Eukaryota; Metazoa; Arthropoda; Insecta; Hymenoptera; Formicidae. The record is from RefSeq and is a predicted model, not a curated record. Gene Ontology annotation, cellular component: cytoplasm. Gene Ontology annotation, molecular function: carbonate dehydratase activity; zinc ion binding. The transcript has 5 exons. The coding region runs from base 251 to 1180 and encodes 309 amino acids.
CUUCACGUUGUUUUUAAAAACUGAAGUAAACUUCAUAUAUCGAUUUUUGGUAAUAAAAAUUAUCAUUUGACGUUUUACAUUAUUUUGUACUUUUAUAAUUAUUUAGGAGAUACUACGAGGUAUGAAACACUCGAGACAAAUUUUCAAGUGUACCGUUCGUUUAAAAAUUUAUUACAUCAAAAAUAUCACAUGCGGGUCCUAAUAAACCCGAGCUUAUAACGCAAAUGUAAAGUAAAGUUUUAUUAUAAAAAUGUUGGAUUUAUCGUUAGCAGAAUGUAUGGUUGCGUGCAGCAGCGUUUUACUUAUGGUGCUAUUAGUAACUGAAAUUUUGGACUGGACGCAAUUAUUUGAGUGGAUGGAAAAUGAUUACCGUCCACUCGAUUUUUCGUUCGGUUAUGCUUAUCAGAAUGGUCCUCAUACUUGGAAAGAUUUAUAUCCUGAAAGCACUGGCAGUAAUCAAUCGCCUAUUAAUAUCAUCACUAGGCUCGCCGUAGUAGUGCAACCAUCUGAACCACUUCAAUGGAGCAAUUACAAUAGUGGACCUCUGUCGAUGACUAUUGCAAAUGAUGGUCAUACUGUGAUACUCCGAGGAUUUUGGACCAGCACGACAUGGCCACAACUUCAAGGAGGGCCUUUGACCGAUACGUACGAUUUUUUCAACAUCCUUUUUCACUGGGGCCCUUCGAAUGACGAGGGUAGUGAACACACUUUGGACUAUAUCCGUUUCCCUAUGGAACUACAGAUCAUUCAUAUAAAACAUGGGAUUAAAUCACUAACAGACGCGAUCGCACUUGGAGCAAAAGACGGAAUAGUGAUUGCUUCGUUCUUCCUUCAAAUAAAUGACGCGGAUAAUCCUUAUUUGGAUCACGUCGUGAGCAACUUGUGGCGCAUUAACUGCCCGGGAUCUAAAGCCUACAUACCUCCUUUUCCUUUGGAAUGGAUAUUUGCUCCUUUUGACAGAGAUUAUUAUACGUACAGCGGUUCUCUUAGUCAGCCACCUUGCAAUGAAAUUGUCACGUGGAUCGUGCAGCAAGAACCAAUCGCUAUAUCAUCAUCUCAAAUGGAAAAAUUUCGGAAAAUCUGUUCAGUGGAAGGUCCAUUACUUUUGAAUUGUCGACCAGUGCAGCCUCUGAAUGAUCGUGAUGUUUAUUUUUACGAGGAAAGCUUAUCGCGUAAUUAAUACACAUGUGUAAUCAUUUUAUCAAAAUUUAAAAUGAUCGAAUACGUAUGAAAAAACUUAACUUGUCUUCUUAUUUAUAUAUUUGUUUCAGUAUUUAUAUGAAAUUAAUAUGUGCUAAAUUGAUUCAAUAGUGUUUUAUCUAAUCAAAUAUGAUUUGUAAAAUUCAUGUUACGAAUACUUGUAACAUCUACUUAAAAAUGGUUACUAUAAAUGACAUGUUCGGUAAAUGAAUUUAAUAAAUUUGUAAUGGGUAUAAUUUAAAAAAUUUAAAUAAUGUAAAUUUAUAAAAAAAAAUAUAAAAUAAGGAACGAUUUUUUA